AAUCUGCAGAGGACCGAGCGAGUUCACCUCUGCAGCUGUGAGGAGCCUCUGUGAGGUGAUGGCGUUUGGCGUCUGGCUGCUGCUGCUGCUGCUGCCGGCUGCAGCUCAGGCUCAGAGCGGAGACGGAGUCACUGACAUGGAGCCCAGAAUUCGCUGCACCUCCGACCUCAUGAGGGAUGGAAGCACUCUGACCUGUAAACUGAUCGGAGGCAUCGAGGAUGAUGACGAUGAGGCUGGUGACAUAGAGAAGAUGACAGUGUGUUACGAGGACAAUUUGUCACAGCGGAAAAUCUGUUUGGAGGAUUUCGGGGACACGGUCACCUCCACAGACCUGAGAUAUACGGUUGUUUACAAUGUGACUGUCCACCUAAAGAGAGGAGGCAAGAUCAAAACUACAGUCUACACAAACAAAAUAGUUAAACCGAAAAGUCCUCAGGUGUGGAACGUUACUUUCAUCCAGGAGACUAACCAGGCUGUCAUUAACAUUCGGAUUCCGUACAAGGAAGACUACCUGAAAAUAGAAAAUCAACUCUUCCAGCUGCACAUCUGGACCGCGGGCAGCAUGGAAAUGAUUCAAAACGUCUCAUCAGACAGCGUGAUUAUUGAUUUGGAGCACCUGCAAAGAAACGCCGAGCAUCAUGUCCAAGUGCGAGCGAUACCUAACAAACAUCUGCAAGGUACCUGGAGCGAGUGGAGUGAACCGGUCACUUUCUUUACUCCCGCUGUCCAAACACCGACAGAUGACAGGCGGGAGAUGUACACACUGAUUUUGUGUCUCGUCCCUUUUGUGGUGGUGACUUCCAGUGUUGUUUUCUUCUGGAAAAACAAAGCCUACGUGUGGCCGAACAUCCCGCAUCCUAAACACACACUGGUGCAGAUCUGCAAGCCAAAUAAAGGUCUCCUAUUGAACUUCAAACCUGAGGUGUUCAGCGCCCUUAAAGUCAACCCCACGGAAAAAACUGACGAGCAGUCGAGUGAUGAAGCAGAACCUUCGGUGCCUGCUGCUGCUGCUGCUGCUGACGGUACACAGUCGAAUCACGCCUGCUCCACCCAGAGCUCUGACUGCUCACGGAGCACCACCAGUGUCAGCACAGAGGAGCUGGAGCUCUCCGCCCUGCUGAGCAGGAGCUCCUCCGAAGGAGAGGACAGCCUCGAGAGCACCAGCCCGUCCCCCAUCAACGCCCUCCAGCUCGGGGAGAGUCCUGACACACCGCAGCCUGAGCGCAGCAGAGGACGCGAGGCUGAGCCUUACGUCACCAUGUCCAGCUUCUAUCAGAUAAAGUAGGUCAGGGUGAGGACGGACGGUGAGGACAGACAGACAGACGGAUAGGACCAGCAUAUUUAUCAAGUUUGUAUGAAUUACACUUCAGAGUGCUCUAAAGCAGUGUCUCCCAGCCUGGAGACCAGGACCCCUCAUGUCAAGUCGCAAGAUAAAUCCAAGGCUUUAAUAAGAAAACAUCUUUAAUUAAUUAAUUAAAUCAUUUUUAUUAGCAGCAUGGCCCUGUGGCAGACUGACAAAUCUCAAUAACUAUGUGAUGGAUUUAAGAAGUUUUAAAUCCAAGGAUUUAGCAUCUUUAGUUUAAACUUUAAAUGACCACAUUAACGUCUCUGGUAGCAUUUAAAUGGCACUUCCAUAACGUCGAGGGACUU
Micropterus salmoides (largemouth bass) is the source of this 1650-nucleotide messenger RNA. RefSeq names its product interleukin-7 receptor subunit alpha-like. Bases 59 to 1285 code for a protein of 408 amino acids. Gene Ontology annotation, cellular component: membrane; external side of plasma membrane. The record is from RefSeq and is a predicted model, not a curated record. Gene Ontology annotation, molecular function: protein binding; cytokine receptor activity. Gene Ontology annotation, biological process: positive regulation of receptor signaling pathway via JAK-STAT; cytokine-mediated signaling pathway; hemopoiesis. NCBI's taxonomy places the organism in Eukaryota, Metazoa, Chordata, Actinopteri, Centrarchiformes, Centrarchidae. The transcript is spliced from 8 exons.